AUGUUAGAAGAAAAUAGAAAUUUAAAACUUAAGUUGGAAAGCCUGGAAAAGAAGAUACAACUUUUAGAAAAAGACAAGAAAAGCAACAGUAUAAUAAUCUAUGGACUGAAAGAGGGUGAGAAAUUUAUAACAGAUCUAUUAGAGAAUGCAAAGCAAAAAUUUCAGGAAGAGUUGGACAUAAAAAUAGAAAACUUUGAGAUAAACAAAAUCUAUCGUAUUGGAAAUUUAAUAAACAAAGAAAAAUCGAGACCUACACUCAUAUCCUUUAUCAAUGGUUGGAAGAAGAGCAAAGUUUUGAAAAACAAGAAAAACUCCAAGGAGUUACAGAUUUCUAAAGAUUACACCAAAGAAACUUUAGAGAAGAGGAAGGCAUUACUCCCACAACUAAAAGAAGAACGUAAUAAAGGAAACAUAGCCUACCUUAAAUAUGAUAAACUCAUUGUUAAAGAAAGUGCAGGCGUUAAUGAUAAAAGGAAAAGAGAACCGUCUGCCUCCCCGUAUGCUAAUCCGCAACCGAAGAAACAGCAGAUGACAUCAUCUACGAAAUCUCACAGAACAAAUGCAUUUGACUUGAUGAGGGUUCGAUCUAAUUCUCUUACAUCCCAACCAAUAGGAAAACAACAAUAGCAAUCAACUAUCGGCGAACGGAAACAAGAACACAACCAAAAAGAAAAAACAACUAUAACAACACACCCUCCCCCAAGCCGACUGGUCCUCGUGGAGGAAAAAGACCAAGACCCUUUAAAGAUAAAUAAAACAACUUCUGAUAUCCACAUAGCAACAUUUAACUCAAGGUCGUUAAGGACACCUGAGAGACUUCAAGAACUUGAAACGGCCAUAUCAGAAAUAAGAUGGGACAUAAUAGGAAUUAGCAAAAUGAGAAGAUAUGGGGAGAAGAUAGAAGACUAUGGGGAUUACAUGUUACACCACAUUAGCGUGACGCCGGGGCAAUACGGAGUAGGAUUCAUAAUUAAAAAGAGACUAGCGGAAAAAAUAAUAGAAAUUAAAGGAGUCACAGAAAGAAUAGCUAUCUUAAAUAUAUUACUACCGGUUAGCAAAGAAGAAAAAUGGUCAAUCAUUCAAGCAUAUUCGCCUACAGAAUCAAAUAAAAAAGAAGAUAUAGUAAAGAUAGAAAAGUUUUACCAUGAUUUGCAAACAACCAUACAAAACGCACACAAACAAACCAUUGUAAUGGGAGAUUUUA
Messenger RNA from Chilo suppressalis (striped riceborer), 1204 nucleotides. Lineage: Eukaryota; Metazoa; Arthropoda; Insecta; Lepidoptera; Crambidae. The record is from the annotation of a GenBank genome assembly.